Molecule: messenger RNA, 1731 nt
Organism: Priapulus caudatus
Lineage: Eukaryota; Metazoa; Priapulida; Priapulimorpha; Priapulimorphida; Priapulidae
Exons: 3
Coding region: 131-589 (152 amino acids)
Source: RefSeq, a predicted model, not a curated record
GUCGUUACCUAGGUUACUCACUCAUUGGUCGCAUACUGACUGAGGUUGCACAGUUCAAUCAUAUUGUGACUGUGUGACAUAGACGAGAUGUCUUAGCUGUAGGUUAAAACAUUAAGACGAGGAAUGGGUAAUGGGUUGUGGCCAGUCCAAAAGGAACGAAGUAUUCCCAACCGUGAUUGUAUCACUGGCAGACUCAGAUAGAACUACUGACACUGUGUACAUACCCGACAACUUUUGUCAGCGGCCAAGAAGGCCAAGUAAGGAUAUUUUUGAGGAGCAUCUAAAACAACGCCAGCAAUUGGGAGGUUCUCCCAGCAGGCAUCGUUCAUGUGUUGACACUCCUCCUAUAACAGAGCUGGAAGGAACGCUGUGCGAACGACAUAGGGAGGAGAGCUGCGAGUCAUGCUGUGAAUCACUCAUCGCGGCUUCCUUCAUCAUGCGGCCGUCGGAGUACAGGAUCACCAGGCUGUCCUCGCACGGCGUCACGCACAAGGAACCGUCGUCAUGUCGUCCGGAGGAAGUGAUGCCACGCGGAAACUUCACGCUCACGGACAGCGUGACGAGCAAAAGUGGAAGCGUAAUCAUCUGACAAUGUCGCCGCAGCUUGCAGUGCUGUAUAGCAAGGACCGCCCGGCUAGUGGAAAACCUUUUGUCGCUUUGUGGUUAUAUAUCCUAAUACCCAACCGAAUGCAUGAUCAGCCAAAAUCGUGUGAGCUAAUGUUUCCUCGAAACGGUCAUUUUAAUUGUCUGUACCUGUGGAAAGUUGUAAAAAUGAGCACAGCAAAUGGUAAUUUUUUCUUAAUGACCCACUCCUGGAAUGCUAAUUGUAAUAGUAAUCCUUUAAGGGUGUCAUCAUGCGAUAUGCUAUGAUGCUGUAUUUAUGUGUUGAGCAUUGCAGAAAAUUUCGUCAAUUAUCAAAAAAUUAGCAAACUUUUUACAUGUAGUAUUUAACACUUACUAAAACAUAGUGAAUACACAGUAUUAUACUUACUUACUGAAAUUACUGAGAGUAGUUAUGCACGUUUUAUUGUUGCAGUGAUGGGUAUGGUAUAUUAUAGAGCAAGUCGUUUUUAAAAAGAUAACAAUUUGAAAAAAAGACAAAUCCAGUCACAAGCAAUUUCCUUUAUUUAUUUUGGGAGGGGGAACUAUGCAGCAGUCGUGUUAAUUAUACUACGUUAGUAACUAGCCUUGGUGCUUGCUUCUACACGGUGGCGUUUUCCUAGUAAAAUCUACAGACAAUACAUUCCAGGUCCUAAAUCCUGACUUUUUGGUCCCUAGUGGAUACAUAUGGCACCUAUCACAUUAUAAAAAUGAUGCAGUAGUUUAGUUGUCUACAUCUAGAAUACUCACAAGUUAGAAUCAUAUUAUAGGUGGUUGGUUAUUUGAGCACAUUUCCUACCAUUAACAAUGAUUCAUCUUGUCACAUAUCUGUACUAAAACAGUUUACACUCCUUACACUUGUAAUGUUUCUAGUCCUAACCCUAACCCAAUACACGUGAUCCCUAAAUCUACUGUGCAAGUCAGGAAAUCUGAUUUCCCCCGGCCACCUGUUACACGAUUACAAAUGCCCCAAUUCCGACCAGUACGUCACAUGCCCCUAUCACCUUUUUUUUUUAUUCCACAUGUCAACUGAUCGUCAAACAUCACGAAUGCUGCCGAGUCAACACAAACACACCCACACACGCAUUCUCAACUGAGAUCUUUCGAUUUACAAAAUCGCACGACAUACGG